UGGUUGUAUAAUGUACAGCCCCAGUGUUCCAUAUGUACUGCUCUACCACCUGCAGGCAUAAAGGAACAGUGAAAAGUCAGUCACGUUAGCCUGUGGCUGGACACACGAGCUGUUCAGCAAGUGAUGUGCUCCCUACUCACUGUGUGGACUAGAGGAGGCGUCAGUGACUCAAACCUGUGCGCACACAUCAACUGCCUCUCCUGCCUGCCUUCAAAAUAGCAUAUCCAAGCACUUGUGGAGGAGACAGGGCAUCCCUUAUCCCUUCCUGUGCCCCCAUUGACAUUCAAACAUCUUUCCUUUCUGGAAUUUGUAUAAAGAGGAGUUUAUCUGGCAAAGCUGCUAGGUCUACACUCCAGUCAGUUGGACUAAAGUGCUCUGGAUUUGGGACCCUCCAGGUACAGUAGUAGGUGGAUCUCCCUAUCCAGUCUUCAAAGGGGAUUGUGAAAAUUAGGCAAAAUCAUUAGCCCAAAAGGAUUGUCUCUGGAGAGAUGGCAUCAUCUUCACCUUCAUCAUCGGAUACCAACCAGGACACCAAUCCAAUCAAUCUACGACCCACAACCUACGACACAUGGUGUGGGGUGGCACAUGGAUGCACGAAAAAGCUUGGACUAAAGAUCUCUGGCUUCCUGCAGAGGAAUAACAGUUUGGAUGACAAAGGCAGGAUUGUGAGUUCCUUCAAAGAGAGGCAUGCUUCCAAAAAUCUCUUGGUGUGUGAAAAUAUUGAGGAUUCCCGGUUUCGCCAUGCUGAGACAGACUUCUCCAAUCUCUUUGCUAGAGAUUUACUGCCCGCUAAGAAUGGGGAAGAGUUCACUAUGCAGUUCCUACUGGAGGUGGUUGACAUUCUCCUAAACUACGUAAGGAAAACAUUUGAUAGAUCCACCAAAGUCCUCGACUUUCACCAUCCUCACCAACUUCUAGAGGGCAUUGAAGGCUUCAAUCUGGAGCUGUCUGACAACCCAGAGUCCUUGGAGCAAAUCUUGGUGGAUUGUAGGGAUACCCUCAAGUAUGGAGUGAGAACAGGACAUCCUCGUUUUUUCAAUCAACUCUCAACAGGAUUGGACAUUAUUGGCUUGGCUGGGGAAUGGCUGACAUCAACUGCCAACACUAACAUGUUUACAUAUGAGAUCGCACCAGUUUUCGUCCUCAUGGAGCAGAUUACACUUCGGAAAAUGAGAGAAAUAAUUGGCUGGACAGAAAAAGACGGAGAUGGAAUAUUUUCUCCAGGUGGUGCUAUCUCCAACAUGUACAGCAUUAUGGCUGCCCGCUACAAAUACUUUCCCGAAGUGAAGACCAAAGGCAUGGCGGCAGCCCCCAGAUUGGUCCUCUUUACCUCUGAAAAUAGCCACUAUUCCAUAAAGAAAACUGGUGCUGCAUUAGGGUUUGGAAGUGAAAAUGUAAUCCUGGUAAAGAGCGAUGAAAGGGGGAAGCUAAUUCCUGCUGAUUUGGAAGCAAAAAUCCUUGAAGCAAAGCAAAAGGGUUAUGUUCCUCUAUAUGUUAAUGCUACAGCUGGAACAACUGUCUAUGGUGCGUUUGAUCCAAUAUCUGAGAUAGCUGAUAUCUGUGAAAAAUACAACCUCUGGCUUCAUGUUGAUGCUGCGUGGGGAGGUGGACUGCUUAUGUCCAGAAGGCACCAGCAUAAAUUAAAUGGAAUAGAGAGGGCUAAUUCUGUCACUUGGAAUCCUCAUAAGAUGAUGGGUGUCUUACUCCAAUGUUCUGCAAUUCUCUUAAGAGAAAAGGGCAUACUACAAGGUUGCAAUCAGAUGUGCGCAGGGUACCUGUUCCAACAAGACAAACAAUAUGAUAUAUCAUAUGACACAGGAGAUAAAGCAAUACAGUGUGGUCGACAUGUAGACAUAUUCAAGUUCUGGCUGAUGUGGAAAGCCAAGGGCACUGUUGGAUUUGAAGCUCAGAUCAAUAAGUGCUUGGAGCUUGCAGACUAUCUCUACUCUAAGAUCUAUAACCGGGACGGCUUUGAAAUGGUCCUUAAGGGAGAGCCUGAACAUACAAAUGUCUGUUUCUGGUACAUCCCUCCAAGUCUAAGGGGAAUGCCCAAUAGUGAAGAAAGACAGGAGAAGCUGCACAGGGUUGCUCCUAAAAUCAAGGCUUUAAUGAUGGAAUCUGGCACAACAAUGGUGGGAUACCAGCCACAUGGAGAUAAAGUCAAUUUCUUCCGAAUGGUCAUCUCAAACCCAGCAGCUACCAAGUCAGACAUCGACUUUCUUGUAGAAGAAAUCGAAAGAUUGGGUCAAGAAUUGUAAUAGUUGUGUUGUGUGCCAUGAACCCCUACUGUGCUGGUGGAACUUCCCAAAACACAGAGGAGGAUUAUUAGUGUUCUAUUGCUGGAUAAACCACUUGAGGAAAAAAUGGGUUGUGCAAUGUACAGAGUCGAGUUUUAAGGACAUUUCCUUAAUACUUGCACAAUUCCCUUCUAGCACCUUAAAUGAUUUAAGCUGCUGGAAUAUAUAUGUAGAUCAUAUACAAAGACUAUAUUAACUCAUGUGUAAGAUGAACCUUAAAUUAGUAUUUUUGGCCUUCUGAAGGCCAAUGUGUCUUGAUGACACAUCUCACAGCAGUGUGUUGCACUACUCACUGGCUUUCAAAGGCUUAGCAAUCUACAUUAUGUACCUGAAUGUUGUACAGUGUAACUGUAUGUAUGUGUGUGUGUGUGUAUGCGUGUGUGCAGAUAUAAUAUAUAUGUACAGGGUAUAGGCAAGUUAAGAAGUUGUCUAAAGCAGCAAAUAAUGGCGGCUUAGUAUUCGGAAUCAUGGGUUCAACGGUAUGGAAAGUCUGUUCCAAACAAUAAUCAAUAAGUAAGGUUUCUCACACACCACGUUUUAGCUGACAAAUGGUAGAUUCCUGUUUGAUGGCACUUUAUAAUGAUUUGUUGUUCAUUAUAAAUAUAAACACCAUCAACAACAGUGUAUAUAUACACAAUCACAGAUUUAUCCUAACUGUAGAACAUGCAGAAUUCUCUGCCAAAUGAUUCUGGAAGCCUUACUGGGGUAAACAUGUUAGAUGUAUUGGGUUAGGGUAUGAUUUAUUUUGUGUUAAAAAAUAUAUGAUGGAAUGGGAAAAUGUUAUCAUAUUAGGGAGCAUCCCCACAAAGUAGGCCUCAUAGACCUUUGUCAAUGUUCAUACAUACACAGUGACAAGUUACUAUCUGCACAAAUAUUUGCGGGUUUCUGGCACUAUAUAGAAAUCCUAUAUACAGUUACUAGUAGUAGACCCUGAUGUAAGUGCUUUUAUCAGUAGCAUAACAAGCCUGAAAAAAAACAUUACCCAGUAAGUAGUAAGCACAGUCUUUGUUACAGGUAUAUUAUCGCUGUGUUUUUACAGAUUUAUUUGUGUAGAGUGUGCACAUUAUUGUUGAACAACUUUGUGAAAGCAGAAUACACAUCCUAGUUUUACAGUAACAUGUUAUAUGAUAGUUAUAUGAAAUACUUGCUUAUUUAUAUGCAACGAUUUACCAUGUUAAAGAGGUGUCUUGUAUUUUCUUCCAUUUGUAUUGUACCCUAUUUAUAUAUAAUAUAUAAAUACAUAGUAUAUAUUACUGAAGUAAGUUAUAAAUAAUGAUGAUUAUUGUAUUUAAGUGUCUUUGUGAGCCAAAGAAAAACGAAAAAUAUAGUAGAAAUUGUAGAUAUGAAUAUAGUGCCCUCAACAGUUAUUCCAGAAAAUAUAAAGAAUCAAAAUGAGUAUAUAGUUCAGAACUCAAUCAAAUGCUAGAAAUUUACAGCAUAAAAAUGGUAUUAGUCAAUUUUUGCAAGGAAACCCUUUGCUUCUGCCAAUCAUAAAGUGACCCCAUUAUUUUUAGAAUUAGCAGUGGACAGAGUUGCACUAUGGUUCAACAUCCUGUGCCCUGAACAGUAUAUGUCAUUGGGUUAGGCAGGCGCAACAAAAUAUUUUUAGCUAUGGGGUCCCCGACCUUUUAUAGACACACAAGCACAAAAAGUUUAUGGGUUUAGUGAUUGGCUAUUUGGUAACCUUUUGUAUACUGCCAACUUGCAGAGGGCUUAACUUGAAGUAAAUCUGUAUCUCACGUCUCUAUGGCUUGUCUCCUUGCCAGGAAUUAAUAAAUGAUUCCUUGCUUGAAGGCCACUGAGAAUAACAACAGAAGGGGACUGUGAACAACAUUUUACUAUCAGUUGAAGUUCAAUGUUCUAGGUUAAAGAAAAGGUACAAGUAGAAGUGUAGCAGAUAGCAUCUCUAUUAUGUAGAGAAUUCCUCUCACUUUUGCAUUAAACAUUGGCAAAAAGUUGGGCAGGUCAUGUUUCAGUAAUUUCUUAACAUGUACAAACUGGUAUGUUUGCAGAAAUCAAACUUGUGACUAUUCUCCAAACCAGGUUAUUUGGAUAUUUUUUUUCCUUUUAGUUUUUAAUAGAACCUCAUUAUUGCUUGUGGAUCACUGGUCUAAAAGAUCAGUAAGUAUUCACAGUUGGUUGACCCUACAUAAAUGGUGCUCAAUGCAAAGGAGCUGAGUUUAGAUUUCCCAAAGUUUAAAAAAAAGGUUUUCAUGGCACAGAUGGGGAAUUCAUAGUAAAAUAAGGGGUAAUGUUCUAACAGGUACAUAGGUCUAGUAAUCCACUGCAACAUUGCAAGCGGCAGAUAUGGUUAUACUGUUUGUAAGCAAGCACCUAAUUGGUUGUUAUGAGUUAUUACAUUGCCCUUACAGAGACAAUUUAUUAAAUAUUACUUUAUUCUAUAGCAAAGCACUUUAUAUUCAUCAUUGAACAUUAUAAACCAAUUGUUUAUUUGUACAGAUAAUUGCCAUUCUGCUGUAUCUGAAUUGGUAUAUCAUUGUAUGAUUCCUACUAAAAAAACAUACUUGCAAUUACAUUUGCUCUGUCUUCAACAGUUGCAUUAAUUGUACAGAAUUGUACAGUCAUAGGCUUUUAAGGGUAUUUUUUUAUUGCAAGGGCAAAAGUUUCAAAAGUCAGUGUUUAUUAAACAUAUUUACACAAGAAUAAUUGUUAUGAUGUGUACCUAUCCCUUUUGUGGGGAUGUUCAAUUAACCUAAAUAUAUUAGUUUGACUCAAGUCAAACAUCUUCUAUAUAAUUUUACACUCCCAACAGCAAGCACAAUAUGGAAGGUUCUCCUGCCCUUUAGCAUUCAUAGGAAUUUACUAAACUGUCUCCAGAUUUCUAAAUAGUGAUGGCUUUCAGAAUCGAAGGUUGUGUUAAAUAUGUUGCACCCUGCUCAUGCACUGCCUUCUCCACCCUUACUUAACUUACUGUUAUCCUUUAUCCACCUUGGACCACUUAUGGACAUUAGUUUUCCCCUCUGGUUACUGAGGCACAUUUCUAAAUAUGUUAAAAGUUGUUGGUGACCCUCUGGGUGUAAGUAAAGUAUAUACUGUAUCUAUCAGUUAUCUAUCUGUCUAUCUAUCCAUUUCACAAUAGGGCUCAUGUUCAAAUUAUGAUAUGGUAGCUAGCUGAUGAGUCCUGUUGUUCGUGGAAUGCCAUGGGGAGUUGUGGGAUUUCAGUGAGAAGUUUCAUGUUCCAGAUCAAGAAUUCUGAUUUCAGUUGGCUGAUUUUGUAGCCCAUAGAAAUAAGCACAAUUUAGAUUUUGAGUAAAAAGUUGGUGACUAAAACAAAUGCUUCCUUAAAGCACAGUAUAUAUGUAUGUACUAUAUAUAUAUAUCUAUAUAUAUAUAGAUCUUAAAAAACAAUGGAAUUAAUUUAUUAAUUUAUAAUUAAAUGCCCCCAUUUACUGAUACAUUAGAAAUUUUACCCAGAACUCUCUUCUUAUUCUAAGAUCUUUGUGCUCAUUGUGAAUGGUGUGCUUAGGGGUAUCUAAAGGGUUAUUCUGUGUGCAGAUGGGGGAGAACAGAGAAGAAUAGGGCCAGGCAUUAUGUCUGGCAAAUCGCAAUACAUAAAAGUACAUGGGAAUGAUGGUUAUUUAUGCCACAUUACCAUUAGGCUAGUAAUAGAAGUAUCUAUGAGCAGUACCCACAUGUAGUUCCUUCUGAUGACGACUGCCUGGCUUAACCCUGGCUUAAAAUCUGGUUCCUAGGGACCAAUAAUCCAGAAUUCAAAAGAGCUGUGAGUGCUGUUCAGUAUUCAAUAUAUAUAUAUAUAUUUAGACAACAUUCAAACAAUCAUAUUUGCUGUAGCCAGGGAGAUGGUAAAUCUUUGUACCCAGUGGCUGCAGGCUUUCUUGGGUUUUCUAGGGCCCUAUAAAAAGCAACAUAGCAUUGUAUGGGGCCAGAAACAUACUGUCCAUGGAUGGAAAUGAGUAGCAGUUGUGCUGAGCAGGAGAUGUGCCUCUAAGAACACAACUUACUCUGAAGCCACUAAAGAAUUUCCUAAUCUCAUUUAUCCAUUUCCCAGGACAGGCCCCGAUCAGGUUUAUCACAUGGUCCUCCUAAUCAUCUCUACCCCUCCCCUCUCAAGCAAAAUUGUAAAGUAAUAAACAAAGAAGAAAAAAAAUAAAAUGAUGUUGACUCAGGAGGAAAGUCAGGGACUGUAGCAAUAGCCACUUAGCUUUAUUUCUUUUUAUCAGGGCACCGUGUGUUUGAAAAAAUGACAAAAUGUGUUGUUUUGUGAUAAUUGGGUUCUCGCUAUUCUGUGACUGACAAAAAAAGAUUUCAUUAUUACAGAUAUGCAAUGCAGUUCUAAUUUUGUUAAUAAAAUUCUACCUUAAAAACA
This is a messenger RNA of Xenopus laevis (African clawed frog), 6645 nucleotides long. RefSeq names its product glutamate decarboxylase 1 S homeolog (gene gad1.S). The record is from RefSeq and is a predicted model, not a curated record. Lineage: Eukaryota; Metazoa; Chordata; Amphibia; Anura; Pipidae. Gene Ontology annotation, molecular function: carbon-carbon lyase activity; carboxy-lyase activity; glutamate decarboxylase activity. Gene Ontology annotation, cellular component: cytoplasm; presynaptic active zone. Bases 489 to 2258 code for a protein of 589 amino acids. Gene Ontology annotation, biological process: GABA biosynthetic process. The transcript is spliced from 17 exons.